UUUUAUGGUUUGCGAAAAGUGGGAAGAGCAACAUGUCACGGCUUCCCGCAGUACGAUCUUGAAUUCCAUGACUACACGAAUCAAAAGCGUGCUUCCAAAACAGUCAAAGAUAAAAAGAGGAUAACUUGAGACGAGGAUGUUAACGCAUGGUCAAAUCCAGAACCUACCCACGCCACGUGCGGGGUCUACCUGGAAGAAAAGGUUGGGGGAGAAGCGUCGUCUUGUUUCUGCCAUCUUGCAGCUACCCCUGGAAGCUGCCGUAACUACCCUGUAUUUCUCUCUGUGUCUGUCUCUUUGAAUUUCGAAGGGACUGUUGGGGAGUCGAGUGUCUUGGGAGUUUGGUGAGAGAGAGAGAGGGGGCGUCGGAUCGGUAUUCGUCAUGUGGCGGGACAGAGUGUGCCCCUGCUUCUGGUUCGGGAACGGCAACCGCCAUGAUGGGGAAGCUUCUGAGGAGAGGAACCCGGUGCUGCUGGUGUCCGGGAUGGGCGGCUCCAUACUCCAUUCCAAGAAGAAGGAGGACAAGUGGCUGGGGUUCGACACCCGGGUCUGGGUCCGCAUCCUCCUCGCCGACUUGGAGUUCAAGAACAAGCUCUGGUCCCUCUUCAACCCCUCCACUGGAUUGACCGAGUCAUUGGAUGAUGAUGCUGAAGUUGUGGUUCCUGACGAUGAUUAUGGGCUCUAUGCGAUCGACAUACUAGACCCAUCAUGGUUUGUGAAACUUAUACGUCUGAAAGAGGUGUAUCAUUUUCAUGAUAUGAUCGACAUGCUCAUGGGGAUAGGGUAUAAGAAGGGAACCACGUUGUUUGGAUAUGGUUAUGAUUUCCGGCAAAGUAAUAGAGCUGACAAGCUCUUGGAGGGUCUUCGAUCAAAGUUGGAAACUGCUUACAAAGCUUCUGGAGGGAGAAAAGUUGACAUUAUUUCUCAUUCAAUGGGUGGAUUGCUGGUGUCAUGUUUCCUAUCACUCCAUCAAGAUGUCUUUUCAAAGUAUGUAAGGAAGUGGAUUUGUAUUGCAUGCCCUUUUCAAGGUGCACCGGGAUGCGUCAAUGACUCUCUCUUAACCGGACUGCAAUUUAUUGAAGGGUUUGAGAGCUACUUUUUUGUGUCUAGGUGGACAAUGCACCAAUUGUUGAUUGAGUGUCCAUCAAUAUAUGAAAUGAUGGCAAACCCUGAGUUUGAGUGGGCGAAGCAGCCUGAGAUUGAAGUCUGGCAGAAGCAUUCUAUCGAUGAGGAUGUUUCUGUCAACUUGGAGACCUAUGGUCCCCUAGAAAGCAUCCAACUUUUUGAAGCAGCAUUGCGAAAUAAUGAGCUAAAUUACCAAGGACAGACAAUAGCCUUGCCCUUUAACCUCUCUAUUCUCAAAUGGGCUGCUGAAACUCGCAGAAUUAUCAAUGAUGUUGAUCUUCCUAGUGAGGUUGAGUUCUAUAACAUAUAUGGAACAUCUUUGGACACGCCUUUUAAUGUUUGUUAUGGUUCAGAGGCAUCCCCCAUCGAGGACUUGUCUGAAAUAUGCCACACUUUGCCUCAGUACUCUUUUGUGGAUGGAGAUGGGACAGUCCCCACAGAAUCAGCUCGGGCUGAUGGAUUCAAGGCGGUGGAGCGAGCAGGGGUUGCUGCUGGUCACCGACAACUACUAUGCGACAGUACUGUCUUUCAACUCAUCCAAAAAUGGUUGGGAGUUGAGCAGGUUAGCUACAGCAAGCGCGGUAGGACUUCGAGGGUAAUGGAUUUUUCUUGAAGAGUAUAGAGAUAGGAUAGAGAGUCUACUCGUACCACAGAAUUUGUUCUCCAAGUCCUUUCCUUUCUCUGGAAAUUGGAAACUGUUAUGUGUGUACGCAUUGUCAAGAAUGUUAGAUCCAUCACCAUUUGAAUGUAAAAGAUGAAAAUUCGAUUUUAUGAUGAUGAAUCUGAAAGUUGAUGUCCAGGA
Molecule: messenger RNA, 1924 nt
Organism: Eucalyptus grandis
Lineage: Eukaryota; Viridiplantae; Streptophyta; Magnoliopsida; Myrtales; Myrtaceae
Product: phospholipase A(1) LCAT3
Exons: 11
Coding region: 380-1735 (451 amino acids)
Biological process (GO): lipid metabolic process
Source: RefSeq, a predicted model, not a curated record